Molecule: messenger RNA, 891 nt
Organism: Suillus discolor
Lineage: Eukaryota; Fungi; Basidiomycota; Agaricomycetes; Boletales; Suillaceae
Exons: 12
Coding region: 1-846 (281 amino acids)
Source: RefSeq, a predicted model, not a curated record
AUGAGCUCCACUACGAAUAUUCUUGAACUCGGAUGGGUACUCUGGGGUCUUAACCUAUUCAUGAUCUUCCAAGCAUAUGACUCUUUCCUUACCUUGGCCGAUGAGGUGGCAUUUUUGACCCAGUCACAGUGGAAACUGGCAAAGCUUCUCUACGUUGUCUGCCGAUAUCUUACCUGCGGUUACUUGACGUUGGAGAUGCUCGUGGCAUUCCAACCCAUGAUGUCAAUUCACACAUUUGGCGCAGAUUUGGGAACUCUCAUUGUAGUGUGUGCGGAAGGUGUCUUCUUGGUCCGUGUUUGUGCAAUAUGGGGAUUUAGGAGGAGCGUGGUGAUUCUGUUCUCGAUCAGCGCGCUGAUGUAUGUUAUUGCUGCCACUGUGGUGGUCUGGAUCAUCCGAUCUCCCCCUGCAAUCACUAAGUCACCUAUCCCUGUCACGAGUUGUCUUGAAACUGGCAAUGACAAAACCAUCAUAAUCCUCUACGUAAUUCUGGUCGCGGCGGAGAUCCAAAUAUGGGUAUUCGCACUGUACAAGGUCGCUGCGAGCUACCGGCGCGGGGGUGGUCGUAAUCGCUUGUUGGAACAGUUGAUACAUCACAAUAUGAUUUACCUGACCUGCGGGCUUGUCUUCUCCUUCGGUGUCAUAUUGACGACAGCCCGUCUCAACGUGUCUUACGGUUUCAUGAUUGAGAGGUUUUUACGCAACUGGCAAGUCACUGUUCAUGCCUUUCUUGUUACAAAGAUGUAUCGCGGACUCUGGAAAGCGGAUCAGCGACAUGCUUUGCUAGAACCUGUUUCCUUCUCGCUUGCGACUUUCCAAGCCGCACCUGGAGUGUCAACUCAAGCAUGAAUUUCUGGCUUUCACCCCUUUUUUGUCUAGCUAUAGGUUGUUGAG